GGGAAGUGCUAUUCUCCUGCCUAUCCCAAUAAUGUCAUGGGAAUAUUAGCCCCGCGCCGUCUCUGGCCGGUAGCUUUCACUAGGUAUCUAAGUAUCUAGAUACUAGUAGCUGGUGGCCAUUCAAAAUCCUACAUAAACAAUAGAAUCCUGCCAUUCAUAAUUCCAUUGUUACAUCCCAUUUAUUUAGGUCUCUAUUGAUCAUCUGUAAAAUCUUCAUUCGUUUUCGGAUUAUCGUUCUUCUUCACACGCACUCGCUCCUACAUCAAACUCAAUAUGAAGACCACAUUCGUUGUUGUUGCUGGUUUAGCAUCUGUCGCAUAUGCUCAGGUCACAGCUCUCAUCACCCCAACUGCAUCUGCUCCUGAUGGAUGUGCCACUAGCUAUUCUGGAGCUUUUCAGAUCUCUACUGUAAAUGUUAGCAGUGUAGCAAAGCAUCAGCAAAAGCGUGCCGACUGUUCCUCAUCUCUUGCCGUCACACUCAACGAUGGUAUUCUCAAGGACCAGCAGGAUAGGACGGGAUACAUUGCUUCAAACACUCAGUUCCAAUUCGAUGGCCCACCACAAACUGGAGCUAUUUAUACUGGUGGCUGGUCUGUUUGUUCAAAUGGUUCUCUCGCUCUUGGGGGUUCCGCUGUCUUCUACCAAUGCCUCUCAGGUACAUUCAAUAAUUUGUACACGGAAUCGCAGGGUGAACAAUGCUCCCAAAUUUUGAUCCAAACAUCUGCAUGCAGCUCAGCUGCUGGAUCUGGCGUCGUCGGACAAUCGACUGAUGGCCAAGCAACUGCCACUGCCAUCGCUUCUCUAUCCUCUGCAGCAGUUUCUCAAAUAUCAGAUGGGCAACCACAAGGUGCAACCUCCGCCUCUCCUAUCUCUCAGAUUAGUGACGGACAAAUUCAAGCCCCUACAUCUGCUGGUGGUGCGUCAAUCACUCAGAUUAGCGAUGGCCAGGUGCAAGGUGCUACCUCUAUUGCACCAUCUCCAACAGGUGCUCCUGUCAGUCAGAUUCCAGAUGGGCAAAUUCAAGGUGCAACAUCCGCUUCUGCCGCUCCUUCGGCGGAGAUCUCUCAGAUCCCCGAUGGUCAAGUCCAGGCUCCCACUAGUGCUGAAGUUCCUUCGGCCGUUGUCUCUCAGAUCCCCGAUGGUCAAAUUCAAGCUCCUACUAGUGCUGAAGCUCCUUCGGCAGUAAUCUCUCAGAUUUCCGAUGGUCAAAUCCAAGCUCCCACUAGUGCCGAAGUUCCCACUAGUACUGAAGCUCCUGCGGCAGUGAUCUCCCAGAUUCCCGAUGGACAAAUCCAAGCUCCCACUAGUGCUGAAGCUCCUGCGGCAGUAAUCUCCCAGAUUCCCGAUGGACAAAUCCAAGCUCCCACUAGUGCCGAAAGUCCUGCGGCAGUGAUCUCCCAGAUUCCCGAUGGACAAAUCCAGGCGCCCACCAGUGCAGCCACACUCGAAACGAGCACCUCUCUUGCCGGUCCAGUCAUCUCUCAAAUCAGCGAUGGACAGAUUCAGGCUCCCACCGCUACCCCAACGAAUGAUGCUUAUUCCAGCACAACAUCCGCCCCUGCUGAUUUUACUGGAGCUGCCAACGCUUACCAGGUCAGUGGCUCUUUGGCUGCGGCUGCCAUUGGUCUUUUUGCUGCUCUUUUGUAG
Messenger RNA from Botrytis sinoallii, 1647 nucleotides. RefSeq lists its product as uncharacterized. The transcript is spliced from 3 exons. Gene Ontology annotation, biological process: fungal-type cell wall organization. The record is from RefSeq and is a predicted model, not a curated record. Gene Ontology annotation, cellular component: fungal-type cell wall. Lineage: Eukaryota; Fungi; Ascomycota; Leotiomycetes; Helotiales; Sclerotiniaceae. Gene Ontology annotation, molecular function: structural constituent of cell wall. The coding region runs from base 274 to 1647 and encodes 457 amino acids.